AUGGCUCCUUCACCCUUGGUAACACCUUUUUUUGCUGGUUGGACUCACAUUCUACUCUAUGGCGUCAAUGCUGUUCUGUUUGUCGUGGGGAUGUACCUCCUUCGACAACGGAAAUCUCGCGAAGGCACCAUGUUUCUAGUCGCAUCAUCCUCUUUACUAUUCAUCCUGGCGACUUUCUCUGCUAUAGUCAACACAUUGGUGGUGGUCGGGGGAUACCUCAGUAUACCACUACCUGGUGCUAGUCCUACUUCGAUCAAUCUCCAGGCAUGCAGUAUCAUUGAAUUCGUAAUUACUCAACUUGUAGACUCCAUUGCAUUCAUCAUAUUGGUCUAUCGUUGCUUCCAUAUCUGGGGCCGUCGUUAUCUCGUUGUUAUUGCCCCAGGGUUUCUUUUCCUAGCAGCUACUGCUCUUUACUACUACGAACUGCGCCAGUAUCUUAUUAAGCACCAGUUCGGAGGAGCACCUACGGCGGAAUUCAUGACAAAGACAUUUCCAUAUAUGAUCACUGAACUCUUUCUGUCUCUGGUAGCCCAUGCGUUGUCAACCUCUCUAAUUGCUGGUCGGAUAUGGACCCUGAAAACACGCCUACAGGACCUCGGGAAUGAGGGAAUCGAAGGUAGUCUACCGCAGAAAUAUAACUCAAUUAUUGCUAUAACGUUGGAAUCGGGAAUGAUCAUUCCAACGUUUCUCAUCGUCUUCACUGUUUUUGACGUCCUUAAUACUAAGACUGGUGCCCACGGCGAUGUUAUCGUUGUUUGGGGGACCAUGAUGCCUCAGAUUUCUGCCCUCGCUCCUCUGAUAAUCAUGAUUCGUGUUGCAUUGGGACUCACAGUGGAGCGUUACAACGUCGGAAAUUCACCUCCUCUAAGUUCGAUAUUCUUCGGAGCUCGGACUAGUCAAGGUUGCGGAUCGGUUCCGCAUGUGUUAGAUGUUCAUCGAGACGUUUCAGUGUCAGUAUCCGGCACCUCGCCAUCGGACUUGGAAGAUCUGGAACGAAACUCAGUUUCAAAAGGACAAGCAAUAUAA
Messenger RNA from Marasmius oreades (fairy-ring Marasmius), 1026 nucleotides. RefSeq lists its product as uncharacterized. The coding region runs from base 1 to 1026 and encodes 341 amino acids. NCBI's taxonomy places the organism in Eukaryota, Fungi, Basidiomycota, Agaricomycetes, Agaricales, Marasmiaceae. The transcript is spliced from 10 exons. The record is from RefSeq and is a predicted model, not a curated record.